CUCAAAUUCAUCGAAAAAUAUCUCCUUAAUUUCAAUUUUCUCGAAAAAACCCUAAUUUAUUUAUUAUUCAAUUCAUUUCCUGGAAAAAAAAUCUUCAAAAAAUCUUGUCUGUAAUGGAACCAAAUGAAAGUGGACUAACGUCUUACUACCACUCACAACUACAACCAUGCUCCACUCUCUCUCCUCCUAAUCCACCUUCCGCCACCACUGCCGUCGCUAAUUCUCCUUCGAAUAAUGGAAUCUCCGACGGUACAGCUAGUGCACUUUAUCCUCAAUCCGUCGCUGGUAAAGCGCCGCCAACUAUGGAGCGUCGUAAAAGAGGGAGGCCCAGAAAAUAUGCUACACCUGAAGCUGCUGCCAUUGCUAAAAGAACUGCUAUUCCUAUGAAGCGUAAAGAACUACAGCAGAAGCAUUUCAUUCCUGGGUCCUCUUGUCAUUCCUCUUCGGCUUCUUCUAAGAAAUCCAAUUUGGAUUCUGUUGGUGGUCAGGGUUUAACUGUUCAUGUUAUUAAUGUGGUUGCUGGAGAGGAUGUGGGCCAGAAAAUUAUGUUAUUCAUGCAACAAUCAAGAAAGGAGUUGUGCAUCCUGUCAGCAUCUGGUUCUAUCUCGAAUGCUUCUCUUCGCCAACCAGCCACAUCUGGAGGCAGUAUAGCUUAUGAGGGACGUUUUGACAUCAUUUCGCUUAGUGGCUCUUAUGUCCGCUCAGAUCUUGGUGGGAAAGCAGGGGGGCUUAGUGCAUGCCUGAUCAACACAAAUGGACAGAUUGUCGGAGGUGGCGUAGGUGGUCCUUUGAUUGCUGCAGGCCCUGUAGAGGUCAUCGUUGCUACCUUUCUGAUUGACCCCAAAAAAGAUUCUGGUGCUGGCUUCAAAAGUGAUGUUUCUGCUAGUACGAUACCUUCACCAGUUUCGGCUUCAGCUGCAGUUUACCGUCCAGUGGUUGAAUCUUCGGGAGGAUUUACCGUGUCUACUGGGGGUGAUGAUCAUCAGAGUAUGGAUGGGAAUCCUUUUUUGAUUCAAAAUCAGUGGAGCAGUGGACUUAAUUAUGACUUAGGAGGCUACCCAUAUCAGCAAGGUGCAUCUUCUUUUCAAGGGAGCUCAUUUGCUAAGAACUCUAAAGUUAAGUGUGUUCGGUGGGGAGCAAUCUUAGGAUGGGUGACCUUUUAGGAAGUGCACUGAAAGGACUUGUGUUGGUCUGUGGGGGCAGCCACAGCCUUCGUGGGUAGUCAUCGACAGUUCGAUGGGGCCGGAGUAUUACAAUAAUAAUUUAAAUUAAUAAAAAACUACGAUAUUUGUAGAUGAUAUCUAACGCUUUCGCAUACCCAUUUUUGUAUCUUUGGUUGCAUAGUCUCUAUUUCUUUAUGGAUUGAGCUCCUCUUAGUUUUCGAACAUUAAGUUUUGUUUUCAAGAUGUUAAUAAAAGUACGAUUUUUGUAG
This is a messenger RNA of Amaranthus tricolor (Joseph's coat), 1432 nucleotides long. RefSeq names its product AT-hook motif nuclear-localized protein 14-like. Lineage: Eukaryota; Viridiplantae; Streptophyta; Magnoliopsida; Caryophyllales; Amaranthaceae. Gene Ontology annotation, molecular function: minor groove of adenine-thymine-rich DNA binding. The coding region runs from base 114 to 1163 and encodes 349 amino acids. The transcript is spliced from 6 exons. The record is from RefSeq and is a predicted model, not a curated record.